Messenger RNA from Anopheles cruzii, 1263 nucleotides. RefSeq names its product phospholipase B1, membrane-associated-like. The transcript has 6 exons. The coding region runs from base 1 to 1263 and encodes 420 amino acids. The record is from RefSeq and is a predicted model, not a curated record. Lineage: Eukaryota; Metazoa; Arthropoda; Insecta; Diptera; Culicidae. Gene Ontology annotation, biological process: phospholipid metabolic process. Gene Ontology annotation, molecular function: glycerophospholipase activity.
AUGCAGCUGGUCCAGUCCUCGCUGAGUGUGCUGCUGGUGCUGCUGGCGCUCCUGUGCGGCGAAAACAAAUUCCACCGCUGGAAGGUGAACGCGGCCAUCAGCGCCUUCCAGCCGACCAUCUUCGACAGCGCCCAGUGGCGCGUCAUCUUUCACCUGUACCGGAACGUCACGAUGAUGAUGGCCGGCCGGACCGGCUACAAGACGAGCGGCAAGUUCCUGCAGAACAAAAUCCCCGAGCGCGUCCCGUUCCCGUGCGACGUGGCGCUCGGCCGCAGCCCGGAGCCACCGACCAGCGUCCACAAGCUGCGCCCCGGUGACAUCAACGUGGUGGCGGCGGUCGGCGAUUCCGUCAUCACCGCGAGCGGUGCAUCGGCCACCAGCUUUCUCGAGCUGUACACGGAAAACCGGGGCCUAUCCUGGUGUAUCGGUGGCCAGUGGGGCUGGCGAAAUGCCACCACACUGCCGAACAUUUUAAAAAUGUUCAAUCCCAAGCUGGUCGGUUACUCGUAUCGGGACUCCUACAGCUUCCACCGGGAUUCGCAGUUCAACAACGCCGAGAUCGGGGCCGUCUCGAAGGAGCUCCCGCACAUGGCCGCCCAGAUGGUGACCCGCAUCCGGACGGACGGGCGCGUCAACUUUCAGAAGGACUGGAAGCUGCUGACGAUCACGAUCGGCGGCAACGACAUCUGUGCGUACGUCUGCACUCUGCAGGAUCCGGAGUCGCUGCCGCUACGUCAUCGGCGGUCGCUGCUGAAGAUGUUGCGCUAUCUGCGUGACAAUCUACCGCGGACGCUGGUUAACAUCGUGUCCGUUCCGGAUGUGUCGACGGUGGUUUCGAUCAAACAGAAGCCGAUGAUGUGCUGGAUCCUGCACCACGCCGAGUGUCCGUGCUGGGUGGGGCCGAUGCACAACUCUACCAAAGAAUCGCGAGCCAGAUGGGCUCGAAUACAAACGCAGUACCGUAAAGUCGAGGAGGAGGUAGCCAUGCUGGACGAGUUCCGGGGUCUGGACGAGUUCGCGGUCGUCCACCAGCCGUGGACAAGAAACCUUUCGGUGAUGAAAGGCAAAGAGGUCGAUUAUUCGCUCCUUUCUUACGACUGCUUCCAUAUGAGUCAGAAAGGUCACGCACAAGCGGCCGUUGCCUACUGGAACAAUCUGCUGGAACCGCCGGGCAAGAAGAGCACCGGCUGGAAGCCGGGCAUCGACGUGUUCCACUGUCCCUCGCAGCAGGCCCCGUACAUCUACACCUACGACAACAGCUAG